UAAAGGUUUAACUUGAUAAAACAAAUUUAACUUUACAGUGGUAAUGUAAAAGACAAAAAAAUUUUUUUUAUACUACAAAUUAUUUAAUUUUAUACAUUUUUUAUGUAGCUGAAAAAGAAAUUUUUAAAAGAAAUUAUGAUGGAAGUAAACAAAUAUGAAAACUGGAUUUUUAAUAUACGAUUGGCAAAAAUUCUUGGUUACUAUUAUAUUCUUAAUCCAAAAACCGAAAGAAGUCUUAAAUAUUUUUGUUUUAUCGUGAAAUUGGGUAUUAUUUAUGUAGCAGUAAUAUCAACGUCUCUUUUUUUUGGACUGUACCACUGGAAAAAUGACAUAAAUCAGUUUACAUUACAGCUUGUCGUAUUUCAAAAUAUAAUCUUUGCUAUCUACAGAAUAUGUAUAAUUAUGAAGGAUUCUGAAAUUAUUUGGGAUAUCUUACAAAUAACUAAUCUUGAAUUCUUGUCUAUUAAAAAUUAUAAUAAGAAUUUUUUGAACCUAUGGCGAGACAUAUCAAUAAAAUUCACCUAUUUAAUUGCAAUAUUAACUUUUUAUUUAUUAUUAACUUGGUCAGCCAGUGGAUAUAUUUUUAAUAAUAGUUAUGUAAUUGCAAAAAAUCAUGAUGGUUCAUACAGCAAUUAUCAUUUGAAUGUUUAUAAUGUAUAUUUUUUAGUUUCAGCAGAUACUUAUAAUACAUAUUUUCCAAUUUUUCACAUAAUCGAAACUUUAUAUGCAUUUAUUUACUGUUUAUUUAUGUUAACAUCAGAUACAGUUUUAAUAUCAGUAUGUUUAUCAAUAACAGGUCAAUUAGAAGUAAUUAAUGAUAGCUUUAUAAAUGUUGAAAUGUCGUACAAAGAAAAUAUAUUACGACAAAGUAUCUAUGUUAAUAAAUUUCAAAAAAAUGUUAUAUUUGACUUGAAAAAUAUUAUUUACAAUAGUCAAAAUGUAAUUCGAAAAAUGGAGCAAUUUUAUAAUUUAUUCAGACGAUUAAUUUUGAUCCAAAUUGUAAUAUUGUCUACUUCUUUGGUACUUUUUUCAUAUACUGGAAUGUUGCACUUCAUGCAUGGCGGAAUGGUUAAUUCAAUCCAGACUGUUAAACUUAUUUCAGCAUUUUUAGUUUUCGUUGUUCAAUUAUUUAUACUUUGCUUUAUUUUUGGGAUUAUAAAUGACAGGAAAGAUUCAAUGGUAUUUGGAGUUUAUAACUCGAAAUGGACAGAAAUGAACUUAGAAAGUAAAAAGCUUGUUUUACUAACUAUGAUAAUGAAUAAUUCUCAUCAAUCAAAAAUGAAAAUAUCUAAAUAUAAAAUCGUCGAUUUAACUAUGUUUUUAGCUGCAUUAAAAAUGUGUUAUUCGGUACUUUCAGUGUUAAAGAAUACACAACUAAGCAAUAACCAAAUUUAAAUGAUGGAUACAAAAGAUGGAUACAAAAUAUUAAAAAGGGAAAGAAUAAAAAUUAAAAUUAAAACGUAUAAAAAAGCUAGUUAAAAAUAUAUAUAUAAAUAAACUUUUGUUUAGAUUCUGUAUAUUUAGUAAUAGGAUACAAAACAUUAUUUGCGGGUGUAAAUUUAAAAUUUUCUAUGUGAGUGUACUGUAAAAAUCACUUUUUUUGCUAUUUAGGCUAUACAUUUGUCUAGCUAAUAAAAAGUUCAACACGUUAAAAAUCAAAUAAUUUAUUCAGUAAAUAAGUUUUAUAUAACUUCAAAAUAUCACUAUGGAAAACCUUAGAGAUCACUAUAUUUAAUAUUCUUAAUUUUUAAACAAAAAGCUUCUAUCUUAAGUUAAA
Daktulosphaira vitifoliae (grape phylloxera) is the source of this 1777-nucleotide messenger RNA. RefSeq lists its product as uncharacterized. Gene Ontology annotation, cellular component: plasma membrane. NCBI's taxonomy places the organism in Eukaryota, Metazoa, Arthropoda, Insecta, Hemiptera, Phylloxeridae. Gene Ontology annotation, molecular function: odorant binding; olfactory receptor activity. The transcript is spliced from 7 exons. Bases 136 to 1395 code for a protein of 419 amino acids. The record is from RefSeq and is a predicted model, not a curated record. Gene Ontology annotation, biological process: detection of chemical stimulus involved in sensory perception of smell; sensory perception of smell.